AUGGCGGUUCUGCUGGAGACCACGCUGGGCGACGUCGUCAUCGACCUGUACACCGAGGAGCGGCCGCGCGCCUGUUUGAAUUUUCUGAAGUUGUGUAAAACAAAAUAUUACAAUUAUUGCCUUAUUCAUAAUGUACAGAGGGAUUUUAUCAUCCAAACUGGUGAUCCUACAGGGACUGGCCGUGGAGGAGAGUCUGUUUUUGGUCAACUGUAUGGUGAUCAAGCAAGAUUUUUCGAUGCAGAAAAAGUGCCAAGAAUUAAGCACAAGAAGAAAGGCACUGUGUCCAUGGUGAACAAUGGCAGUGAUCAGCAUGGAUCUCAGUUUCUUAUUACUACAGGAGAUAAUCUAGAUUACCUUGAUGGUGUUCAUACUGUGUUUGGUGAAGUGACAGAAGGCAUGGACAUAAUUAAGAAAAUUAAUGAGACCUUUGUUGACAAGGAUUUUGUACCAUAUCAAGAUAUCAGGAUUAAUCAUACAGUGAUUUUAGAUGAUCCAUUUGAUGACCCUCCGGAUUUAUUAAUUCCUGAUCGAUCACCAGAACCUACUAGGGAACAACUAGAUAGUGGUCGAAUAGGAGCAGAUGAAGAAAUUGAUGAUUUCAAAGGAAGAUCGGCUGAAGAAGUAGAAGAAAUAAAGGCAGAAAAAGAGGCCAAAACUCAAGCUAUUUUAUUAGAAAUGGUGGGAGACUUACCUGAUGCAGAUAUUAAACCUCCAGAAAAUGUCCUGUUUGUGUGUAAAUUGAAUCCAGUGACCACAGAUGAGGAUUUGGAGAUAAUAUUUUCAAGAUUUGGACCAAUAAGAAGUUGUGAAGUUAUUCGAGAUUGGAAGACAGGAGAAUCCCUUUGUUAUGCUUUUAUUGAAUUUGAAAAGGAAGAAGAUUGUGAGAAAGCAUUCUUCAAAAUGGACAAUGUACUUAUAGAUGACAGAAGGAUACAUGUGGAUUUUAGCCAGUCUGUUGCAAAGGUGAAAUGGAAAGGAAAAGGUGGAAGAUAUACCAAGAGUGAUUUCAAGGAGUAUGAAAAGGAACAGGAUAAAUCAUCUAAUUUGGUUCUGAAAGAUAAAGUAAAGCCCAAACAGGAUGCCAAGUAUGAUCUUAUAUUAGAGGAGCAGACAGAAGACUCGAAGUCAAGUCACUCACAUACAAGUAAAAAACACAAGAAGAAAACCCGUCACUGCUCUGAAGAAAAAGAAGACGAGAACUACAUGCCAAUCAAAAAUACUAACCAGGAUAUCUACAGAGAAAUGGGGUUCGGUCACUAUGAAGAAGAAGAAAGCUGUUGGGAGAAACAAAAGAGUGAAAAGAAGGGCCGACCUCAAAAUCGAAGUCGUAGCCGAUCUCGAGAAAGGGAUGGUCACUACAGUAACAGCCACAGAUCCAAAUACCAAACAGAUUCCUCUGAAAGAGAAAGGAGUAGAAAGAGAGACCGAAGCAGGAGUCCCAGGAAAUCCAAAGAUAAAGAAAGAUCUAAGUACAGAUGA
This is a messenger RNA of Pipistrellus nathusii (Nathusius's pipistrelle), 1479 nucleotides long. Lineage: Eukaryota; Metazoa; Chordata; Mammalia; Chiroptera; Vespertilionidae. The record is from the annotation of a GenBank genome assembly.